GCCCGGGGCUUUAAGCGCUGGGGACUGGACAGAGAGCCGCCGGACUCUGGCGCGGCUCACUCUGGUGCGGGCCAGCUGAGGGCGCGCGCCGAGCGGUCCGCGGUCGCGAGCGCGCGAGCACCAUGGACGCGCCGAGUCCCGGGGAGCCCGGGGCGCGCGCUGCCCAGGCCCCGGGAGAGCCGGCGGAGAGCGGGAGCGCGAGCAGGCCCCGGGUCUGGCGGGGCUGGGGCCCCGUGGAGCUGGUCGUCUUCUUGGCCAACUUCUCGUUGGCGCUGCAGCGGCCGCUCACCACCCAGUACCUGUGGCACCGCCUGGGCGCCGAGGUGGGCUACAACGGCACCAGCCGCGGGGGCGGCUGCAACCACACCGAGGACCCCAAGCAGCAGGAAGUGGAGACCCUGACCUCCCACUGGAGUCUCUACAUUGAUCUGAGUGGCUUCUUCGUGGGGCUUUUCUCAGCCACCCUCCUGGGCCCAUGGAGUGACCGUGUUGGGCGGCGUCCACUGCUGGUGCUGGCCUCCUCUGGUCUCCUGCUUCAGGUCAUUGUGUCCAUCCUCGUCGUGAACUUGGAACUCCAUGUCGGCUACCUCGCCCUGGGACGCCUACUUUCUGCCCUUCUAGGGGACUAUAAUGCCCUUCUGGGCACCAGCUUUGCCUCUGUGGCUGAUGUCAGCACCGCCAGCUCACGCACCUUACGCAUGGCGAUGUUGGAGGCCUGCCUGGGGAUAUCCGGCAUGUUGGCCAGCAUCGCAGGGGGUCACUGGAUCAAGGCCCAGGGCUAUAUCAAUCCUUUCUGGCUGGCGCUGGCCAUCCUCAUCACCACCACGCUCUAUGCAGCAUUUGUGUUCCGAGAGUCAGUGCCUCAGCCGCAGAAAGCUUCUCUCUUUACACUCCAGCAUUACCGGUUAGUGUAUCGGCUCUUUGCAGCCCCUGCCCCAGGGAAAUCCAGGAAGAAUCUGGCCCUCUACCUGCUGGCCCUUUUCCUGGUGCUCACCAUUCAUUUUGGAACCUGGGACAUUGCUGUCGUGUACGAGCUAAGCUGGCCCCUGUGCUGGGGCUCUGAUCUUAUUGGCUAUGGCUCAGCGGCCCAGCAUCUUUCCUACCUGGUCGGCCUCGUGCAGCUGUGGGUCUUCCAGCUGUGCCUGAAGGACAGUUGGGUGGCGGAGAUCAGCCUCGCCUUCAACAUUGUGGGAAUGGUGGUGUUUUCUGUGGCCAGAACCACAGCACUGAUGUUUACAGGGUAUGGGAUCCUCUCUUUCUCAUUGGUGGUGACUCCAGUGAUCCGAGCCAAGCUCUCUAAGCUGGUCAACAAGACAGAACAGGGUGCUCUCUUCUCGUGCAUUGCCUGUGUGAGUGGAAUCGCCAUGCUAUCCGCCACAGGAAUCUUCAACUCCCUCUAUCCAGCCACCCUGAACUUUAUGAAGGGCUUUCCCUUUCUCCUGGGAGCUUUUGUUCUUCUCAUCCCAGCCAUUGUGAUUGGAGUGCUGGAAAUCUCUGACCCUCGAUCUGAAUACCAGGAAACACUUUAUUGAAGCCCCCUAACUCACUCUGAGACCCACCAGGAGAAGAGGUGGAGCUUCUGAUCGCUGCUUCAGCAAAUGAGAGCAGAGGGCAGGACUGUUUGCCAGCAGAAGUGUGGACUUCUACCCCACAGGCUUUACCCUCAACCUUUCUGUCCUCAGAAGAGAGGUGAUCAGACCAGUUGGUUAACUACAGCCAGACUGACCUAGGACAAAAUUGUGGGGGAAAACCCCCUCCUUUUUAGCAAAAUUGGAAAUAUUGAAAAAUAGCAUUUCUCUGAUCUAAAAAUCCUCUGUAAACUUGUCUCUUUAGGAGAGUGGGUAGAACCAAACCUUUCUGCGGGAAAUGGAUCAAGAUUCAGUUAUUGCAUCUGAACCUCCAGGACCCCAUUUGGGGAUUUCUUGGGGAUAUUUAAAGAUAGUGGAGUUUUUCACUAUCUUUUCCAUUUCUUCCACUCA
Molecule: messenger RNA, 1979 nt
Organism: Sarcophilus harrisii (Tasmanian devil)
Lineage: Eukaryota; Metazoa; Chordata; Mammalia; Dasyuromorphia; Dasyuridae
Gene: SLC46A1
Product: solute carrier family 46 member 1
Exons: 5
Coding region: 123-1532 (469 amino acids)
Biological process (GO): transmembrane transport
Cellular component (GO): plasma membrane
Molecular function (GO): transmembrane transporter activity
Source: RefSeq, a predicted model, not a curated record